Auanema sp. JU1783 is the source of this 1239-nucleotide messenger RNA. NCBI's taxonomy places the organism in Eukaryota, Metazoa, Nematoda, Chromadorea, Rhabditida, Rhabditidae. The record is from the annotation of a GenBank genome assembly.
AUGUGCAAGUGGCUUAGCCAGUUGCUGCCAUCAGUCAUUGCUUGGUCUCUUAUAGUAGUAUGUACAACAUGCUAUUAUUACUUUCUUGGACCAGCUUUGUAUGAGAAAUGGGAAUGGAUUGGUCUCUCGUUAAUCAUAGCUGAUGUGAUAAUUUUCUUGUUAGUGAUGUCUAAUCUGGUGAUGGCCAUGUGUAUGGAUCCCGGCAUUCAUCCCAUUUCCAAAACAUCAGAAGAUCUAGCUGACGAUGAAUUUCGAUCUCCUUUGUACAAAAAUGUGGAAAUUAAAGGAAUAACUGUGCGUAUGAAAUGGUGUAUCUCCUGCAAGUUCUAUAGACCUCCUCGUUCAAGUCACUGCUCAGUCUGCAACAGAUGUAUAGAUACUUUCGAUCAUCACUGUCCUUGGGUCCACAACUGUGUUGGACGUCGUAACUAUAGAUAUUUCUUCUUUUUCCUCGUGUUUCUUAGCAUUCACAUGAUUUUAGUAUUUUCCGUCUGUAUAGCUUAUACUAUAACUAACAAUGGAGAAAUGCUGGAAAGACCAAACUUGUGCUCAAUCGUUCUACUUAUUCUAUGUGCCAUACUAGAAGUCCCUGUCGUUGGUUUGACCGUGUUUCAUAUAAUCUUGGUAUCAAGAGGACGAACUACUAACGAACAGGUUACGGGCAAGUUCCAAUCAGGAUAUAACCCUUUCACUAUUGGUUGUCUCAAAAACAUACAACGAACGUUAUUUGGUAGUCAACUUCCAUCGUUUGAGGAGUACGCGAAAUCGUCGAGAGCUAAGAUUGAUGCUCAAAAGAAGCGACUAGAAGAGUCUGCAGUUCGACGUAACGAUGUUGAAGAAGGUGAUGUGAACGAGACGACGAUUUUAUAUGUUCCGGAUAAAGAUGGGAAGGAAGGGCACAUUCGGUUGAAACAGUUGAAACUUGCCGACUCGCAGUCAGUUGGGACGGCGUUGUCUAUCGCGAAUGAAGACAGGAGCUCAAUCAAAGAGAGAAAUGGAUCAACAUGUAAUCUCUUCGAAUCAACACAAGGAUCUCCAAGAGUGAUGUCACCUCAGUUGAGCCCGUCGGAAGCUUACAAAGCUAGUUUGGAGGAAGCAACAAGAGGAGCCAUAUCUCCUGAGAAAGAGAAAGUGGCGAGUGCCAUAUUGAACGGAGACAGAAGUAAACCGAUGGGAUUCACUGAUGCCAUUCGAAUACACGAUCAAUUAAAUAGUCCAACACGUGCUGUAGCCUUAUAA